AAAGAGGAGGGCAAUGGAGCUGCAGGGGAGACAACUUCAUUAAGUUGCGGCACAGCGGCUAUGCGGUCGUACAGCAACAGUGCGACCAGGUGGUCAGGUUUCACUCGUCAGCAUGGCCUGCGUUGGAUGUACACGCGCAGCUGCUGUUGGACACACCUUUUGUUCUAUCCGCAAAUAUCCACUGGAUCAUUUUAAUUUAACCAGGAACAAACAUAUUGAGGCGCAGUUUUUAGCAAGUCUCCAUCAAGACACAGCGUCAUGCUCCCGUGAGACAGAUGCCUCUUCGUGGACAUGUUGGGUUCACCCGUAACUCUGUCUUUGUGCCCUAGCUAGUAGAAACGUUGUUUCUAGCCCAGAGUGCUAAUGCACCGUUUCCAUUUAUGUGAGUGAAAGUAGGCUAUAUCAAUAUAGUUACAGUACACCAGCGCUCUUAGGCAUGUUGCUACUGAUCCAGGGUCUCUCCCUCCCCCUCCCUCUUCACGACUGGCGUGACUGUUAGUCUGUAGCUAACGGCGUGUGUAUGUUGAAGGUCACAGGGUUGCACUGUGAGCUGACAUUUUUAUCACAUGCUCUCUCCCAAAGGGGAAACGAAGGUCGUUCGUUCACUUGGUUAGUUCAGUCGUCUGAGGUUGUGCGCUUACAUGUGUAUACAAGGAUAGUCCAAUCGGAUUCGGUCCCCAGAAGGGAAGGGGGACUCCGAAUGGAAAAGUCUAUUUGCGUUUUAGGGGCUAGGGUGUUGGGAAUAUAGGGAAGGAAUUUUCUGGGAGGAAGCCAGCGUGUGUUUGCCAGGAGGCAGAGUCAUAGAUCAUGUUAGGCCCUACUGUUAAAUAAUCUCUUUGAUAAAGGGUUUUCUCUUAAUUCCUUCACACACGCGCACACAGUGUUCGCAAGGUAAUGAGCUGGAUUGUCUUCUCUAAUGGUGUUUGGUGAAACGUCUAAUUAUCCUUUAUCUGUUUAGCAGUUGAAGAGUAUACAGGCAGAGAUUCUCUCACUCACACACUCGUAUCCUCAAUAACUCAUGACGCUGAACUCCUGAAAUCGCCCGGUUGCCUUAAAGCUGUGCAAAUAUGCAGUGGAAAAACAAAAUGGUGUUCCUGGAAGAAGACAUGUCAUCAUACUGUUCAUAACACAUUUUGAAUAUUUCGUCAUCCUCCCGCCCAGACCAGACCAGUGAGCAUGUCUGCAGAUUCGUUUGGCGCCGGGGGCAGCGAUGCCCAGCAGAGCCUGCAGUCCUUCUGGCCCCGCGUCAUGGAGGAGAUCAGGAACCUCACGGUGAAGGAUUUCCGCGUGCAGGAGUUGCCUCUCGCCCGUAUUAAGAAAAUCAUGAAGUUGGAUGAGGAUGUGAAGAUGAUCAGUGCAGAGGCUCCGGUGCUGUUUGCCAAGGCUGCUCAGAUCUUCAUCACAGAACUCACCCUGAGGGCCUGGAUCCACACGGAGGACAACAAGCGACGCACCCUGCAGAGGAACGACAUUGCCAUGGCGAUAACAAAGUUCGACCAGUUUGACUUCCUCAUCGACAUCGUGCCCCGGGACGAGCUCAAGCCCCCUAAACGACAGGAGGAGGUGCGUCAGACGGUGGCCCCAGCUGAGCCGGUCCAGUACUACUUCACCCUGGCCCAGCAGCCGGGGCAGGUCCAGGGUCAACAGCAGGGCCAACAGGCCACCGCCCAGCAGGCCACCACUAUACAGCCUGGACAGAUCAUCAUCACACAACCACAACAAGGACAGGUGCUGCAGGGGGCAACCAUGCAGCAGCUCCACCAGGUGCAGGUAGCCCAGUCACAGGGGACGCCCAUCACGAGUGCUCCGGUGACCAUGCAGGUGGGGGACCAGCAGGUCCAGAUCGUCCAGGCGUCCUCCCAGGGCCAGGCCCAGACGGUCCAAUCGGGAGGACAGACCAUGCAGGUCAUGCAGCAGAUCAUCACCAACACCGGGGAGAUCCAGCAGAUACCUGUGCAGCUCAACACCGGCCAGUUGCAGUACAUCCGGCUGGCGCAGCCCGUCUCUGGCACGCAGGUAGUUCAGGGUCAGAUACAGACGCUGGGGAACACUCAGCAAGUACAGAUUACACAGACGGACCAAGGCCAGCAGCAGUUCAACCAGUUUACCGACGGUCAGCAGCUGUAUCAGAUCCAGCAGGUGACGAUGCCAGCAGGGCAGGACCUGAGCCAGCCCAUGUUCAUUCAGUCCACCAAUCAGACGGCCGACGGACAGGUCACUGCGCAGGUCAGCGCCGACUAAAGGCCCCAGGUGUGCACGGCAAGCCCCCCCCC
Molecule: messenger RNA, 2273 nt
Organism: Esox lucius (northern pike)
Lineage: Eukaryota; Metazoa; Chordata; Actinopteri; Esociformes; Esocidae
Gene: nfyc
Product: nuclear transcription factor Y, gamma
Exons: 11
Coding region: 1177-2241 (354 amino acids)
Biological process (GO): regulation of DNA-templated transcription
Cellular component (GO): nucleus; CCAAT-binding factor complex
Molecular function (GO): DNA binding; DNA-binding transcription activator activity, RNA polymerase II-specific; protein heterodimerization activity
Source: RefSeq, a predicted model, not a curated record